AUGGGGUUUCGAUUCGAUUUGCUUUUGUUGUUUACGACACUUGCUUUACUCUCAACAACAACUCCUACUGUACUUUCCGACGUCAUUCUCUCCAGAGUCGAUCGCCGUAUUGAUUUGAAUUCACAAAUUGUGCGCGUUACUUCUACAUUAAAGGUGGAGAAUGCCGGUCCUGAUCCGGUUUCUGAGAUUUUGCUUACCUUUCCUGAGGUUCAGGCCAAAGAUUUGGCAAUUUUGAAGGCAACCCUUCGUGAGGGUAAAGGGAAAGUGAAGAACUCAGGUAGUAGCCUCCCUGUAAAUGUUGCCAAUCCAGAGGGAAUGCCUCCAUCUCUGUUUUUUCAUUCGGUAUUGUUGCCUAAGGCAUUGGGUGAAGGGCAUAGUUUGACUAUAGAUGUCUUAGCAGUAUUUACUCAUGCAUUACGGCCAUUUCCUGAGGAAAUUACGCAAGCUGAUAUUCAGCUAGUUUUGUACCAAGAUACUGCUUACUAUCUCUCCCCUUAUGCAGUUAAGGCUCAGUCCCUUACUGUUCUGUUGCCCAAGGCUAGAAUAGAGACGUAUACGAAGUUGGAGAAUACUAAUGUCCAUGGCUCUGAUAUCAAAUAUGGCCCUUAUGAAAACCUUCCUCCCUUUUCAUAUGCACCCAUAGUUGUUCACUUUGAAACCAAUCAACCAUUUGCUGUUGCUCAAGAGUUAGUGAGGGAGAUAGAAAUUUCCCAUUGGGGCAACGUGCAAGUUACAGAACAUUACAACAUUGUCCAUGGAGGUGCUAAAAGCAAGGGUGAAUUUUCCCGGCUUGACUUUCAGGCCAGACCACACCUUCGAGGUGCAUCAGCCUUCAGGAAUCUUGUUGCAAAAUUGCCACCAAGAGCUCAUUCCAUUUAUUAUAGGGAUGAGAUUGGAAAUAUAUCAACAUCUAAUGUCUGGGGUGAUCCUAAAAAGAUAGAACUAUUAAUUGAACCUAGAUAUCCACUGUUUGGAGGCUGGAGAACUACCUUUACUAUUGGAUAUGGUUUGCCACUUCAAGAUUUUUUAUUUGGGUCAGAGGGGAAACGUUUCCUUAACUUCUCUUUUGGUUCCCCAAUAAAUGAUUUGGUCAUUGAUAAUCUUAUUGUGAAGGUUGUUUUGCCUGAGGGAUCCUACGAUAUAUCUAUUUCUACUCCAUUUCCUGUAAAACAAGGACAAGAGGCCAAAAUUUCCCACUUAGAUGUUGUUGGUAGACCAGUAGUUGUGCUGGAAAAGACCAACGUUGUUCCUGAACAUAAUCAGUAUUUCCAGGUCUAUUACAGGUUCAACAAACUUUCGAUGCUAAGGGAGCCAUUUAUGUUGAUUUCUGGAAUUUUCCUCCUCUUUGUUGCCGGCAUUGUAUACAUGCAUGUAGACUUUUCAAUCUCAAAGUCCUCUGCUUCUUAUUUGGCAAAACUGCAAUGGGAUGAGGUGCGAGCAACAAUUCAGCAAGUCCAAGGUAUCAUCAACCAAUGCUUAUCUAUCCAUGAAAAGCUAGAAGCAUCUCUGCGUGAUCUUUCUAGGACUGGGGAUGUUCAAGCUUGUAAAACUGCUCGAAAGACAGCUGACAGCUUGUUGAAAGAGUAUUCCAAAGAGUUGAAACCCUUGCUUUCAUUCUUGCAAUCUUCUCCUCAGGCUACUCAGAUAUUGCCAAAGGUGGAGGAGCUGGUGGCAAAGGAGAGGGAAUUGCAAGAGAGGCUGAUAGCGAAGCAUUCAACCAUAGUGGACUGCUAUGAGAAGAAGAUUGGAGGAAGGGAACUUGAGAAUCGGGUGGCUUCACAUCAACAAAAAGUUGUAGCUUUGAAGCAGGAGGUUGAAGAUCUUCUUGACUACAUUGAAGAAAUAUAG
Molecule: messenger RNA, 1848 nt
Organism: Dovyalis caffra
Lineage: Eukaryota; Viridiplantae; Streptophyta; Magnoliopsida; Malpighiales; Salicaceae
Source: the annotation of a GenBank genome assembly